CACCGGACGUCGUGCCCACGUCCUCGUUCGAGCUGUCUCGCACCGAGGAACCAACCAAGAGGGACGCACACGCCCAUUCGAACGAGAACAACGACAACACUAAGAAAAGGGGCAACGGCAGCGGCGACGACGACGACGAAGCUUAAGAUCAAGCAAGACAACAGCAACGGUCUCGCAUCUUUCCAGAGAGAUACGAACAUACAAUAGGAAAGCACAUGCCCGAUUGAACCACAAGAACGACAAGACCGAGAACACAGACAACGAAGACGACGACGACGACGACGACGACAACACAAAGGGCAAGACGGAGGACACAAAAGCGGCGUUCACGAUCUCCUUCUCCGCUCCAAUGACGACCACCAGCGAAAAUCAAGCCACGGCCGCCGGUCCUCCGGACGCGCCCCAUAACGUCUUCGUCUACAAGGGACAAACGAUUUCUCCCGACGAGAAGAAAACAAUCCGUAGCGUUGUCGUGGAUUCCACGGUGGAGGAGAUCCCGGAAAAGGCAUUCGCUGACUGCACACUUUUGUCGUCCAUCAGCAUCGCAGAGGGUGUGACAUCAAUUGGUAAUGGUGCAUUCGAUAGAUGCUAUUCCCUCAAGAAAGUUGUCAUCCCAAAGGGUGUGACAACAAUUGCGGAACGUUUGUUCUUCUAUUGCGGUUCACUGGAAUCCAUUGAUAUCCCAGAGGGUGUGACAUCAAUUGGUUAUGGUGCAUUCGAUAAAUGCUCUUCCCUUGAGAAAGUUGUCAUCCCAAAGGGUGUGAUAACAAUUGGUGAUCGUGCAUUUCGCAAAUGCUCUUCCCUCGAGAAAGUUGUCAUCCCAAAGGGUGUGACAACAAUUGCGGAACGUUUGUUCUUCAAAUGCUAUUCACUGGAAUCCAUUGACAUUCCAGAGGGUGUGAUAUCAAUUGGUGAUAAAGCAUUCCGUGAAUGCUCAUCGCUGAUUUCCAUCCAAAUCCCAGAGGAUGUGACAACAAUUGGCGAACAGGUUUUUAAGGAAUGCUCUCGACUUCUUAUAGUUGCAGUCCCAAGCGGCUUACAAGACAUUGAUCCUUCAGCUUUUGAUGGCUGCAAGAUCCUUUGCAGUGUAGAGGUCUCAGAAGGAGCUCCCAACGAAGCCAAAAAUGUUGGCAUCCAAACAAUUGCUGACCAGCUGAAGAUACGUUUCAAAGACCUCCCAUUGCAUGAAGCAUGCUAUCAUGCAAAUUUGAAGGGUAUUGAAUCAUCUUUGAAAGAGAAUUCACGAGGUGCUGAAAAACAGGAUAAGUACAACUUGAAUCCACUCCAUAUUCUCGCCAUAAAUCCAAAUGCAACAGGAGAGAUGAUCCGACUUGUUGCAGACAAUCACCCAGAUGCAAUGGCAAAUUCUGGCAAUGCCCUCCGUAUGUGCCCCAUUCACCUUGCAUCAAGGAAUCUUGGAAAGAAAGCACUUGAUGUUAUUUCUAUAUUCACUGAUGAAAAAAUACUGAAGAGAAGACUGAUGUGCACAGUACUAGACAAGGACUCCAAUACGCCAACCAUUCUAUCAAUUCGCCACAACUUUGCGAACUUAGACAUGCAACGCCAUCUUUUCAAGUUCCAACCGUGUGAUGAAUCAAACUUUUUAAAGCAACACCAUAGGGAACGAGUGACUGAAUUGGAAACUUGGUAUGUGACUGAUUGGAUCACAUCUGACACAUUCAAAAACCUUGAUGCCCAUGCGCAAAACGGCUGGGUUGGCUUCGUUAGCAACGCAUCAAAGACAGAGAAUAUUCAUGCUAUCUGUGAUAUUAUUAGAAAUGGACAAGAGGAGUUUGUCAGAGACCUUGGAAACGCCAAAGAUAGCAAUGGCAGAAAAGCGUUUGAUGUAGCUGUAAAUGACAUCAAAAAAGCAUUUUGUCAACGACUAUAUUUUUUGGGCAGGUACGAACUAGUUAGUGGACCACCCAUUCACAAGUCGGACACAUGUAUCGUAGUUGGGGCAUUUGAUAUGGAGAGUGAUGACUUCUACAAGAAAAUGUAUGAAAAAGCACGUGGUGCACAAUCAGAAGUAAGCAAAGGAUCCUUCAGGGAAUUCUUGAAAAAUCACAAUAUGAACCAAUGGUGCGAAGAUCAAAUAUUCACAAGAGUAUUUUCUAAGUAUGAUCAAAAUGGAAAUGAUAUGCUUUCAGACAAGCAAUUUUUGGACUUUUGCAAGGACGUUUUGAACAAAGGCAAGCAUCGUAAGGUUGCCAUCAAAUUCAUGAAGAACAAGGAUCAAUUCUCAAGAGAGCUCUUGCGCCGCGAGGCCCUUCAAAAAAAUCUGUCAAAAUGGAACAGUCUGUGGUAAGUAUUGAUGAAACCUACGAUGCAGCGGAAGAUAACAAAUUCAAAAUUGCACUGGAAUCAUUGCAGGUCCCAGGGUCCGAAGACAAGAACAAGAAGAUGUACAAGGACUACAAAUAUGCUGUUAUUAUGCCCUGUGCUGACCGCAACCUUGAGAUGAUUGCGAGAAGCGAGCAACCGGAUCCAAACAAAACUCGCUCAGAUUUACAUCAGAUUGCAACAAAACUCAAUGCUUUGCAUCAGCAAAACAUAAUCCAUGGAGACCUGAAGAUGCAGAAUAUUGUGAGAAUGGGAGAGAAGCUUUGGCUGAUUGAUCUGGAUGCCUCAGCGACGAAGAACGAAACAAAUACAGAAAUAGAGCUCGCAGAGUUUUAUGUAGGACAGAAGUUCUCCUCAGGGAUACUCCCUCCAGAGAUGAUAUUCCAUGUCAAAACUGAGGAACAAAUGGUCAAAUUCAAUGACUAUUUCAAACACACGGAAGUUUUGGAGUUGAAAAAAAUUAUGUGCAAAAAGUCAACAGAAUUCCUGAAAUUUUUCUGUGUCAAAACCUUCAACAAAGAAACCAUUAAAAAGAAAGACAUUGCUGGAAAUGCUGAAGAAAUAGAGAUAAUUAAAAAAGGCUUGCCGUAUGCUCCAGUGGAAGCUACAGAAGCCAUUGAUUUGUGGUCAUUUGGGACAAUCAUGUAUUUUCUGUGCACAAAGCGCUCGUUGUUCACAGUCGACGUAAACGAUGACUUGGUUGAUGGUGAUGCUAUGGAGCAAUUGUACAGUUGGAAUGACGAGAAGAAGAUCAAAAGGUUGGACGAUGAUGUAGAAGAUCCUUCUGCAAAAGAGCUUCUGCGCAAGGUACUCUCAAAGAAACCAGAAGAUCGGGGAAGAAUACGUGAUUUGCUGGAUGACCCAUAUUUUACCAAAUCGGUAGAGGACUCACCGAUCAAAUCGGUUGAGAUAUUGGUGAAAAAUGGGUUCGAAAAUAUGAGCAAAAUGAUGAAAACUUCUUUCGACACUUUGGAAAAGAAUAGGAAAAUUGAACUCGAAAACAUGGGCAUGAGAAUGUUGAACGGCAUGAAUGAGGCAACAACUGUCCAGUGUCCGACGGCGUUUGUAGUAUUGAGAGAAGUGCUUCCCAGUGAGAUAGACGGCAGCCAUGACAAGCUUGAAGAAGGGUUACAAGAAGUAAAGAAAUGGGUCACCGUUGUGGAAGAAAUCACAGAAAUAAUUGAAGAAGACAAAUUAGAAAGGUUGUUGGAUAGUGAUGCGGAAACAUGUGAGGAGGAAAACGAAAACUCUGAAAAUCCUCCAUCCAAACUGCUCAACGUCUUCAAAAAAAAGUUCCAAGACAUCAUCACAGAUCAUAAGAAGACAGUGUAUCUUUACCUUGUUGAUGAAUUGACGGGGGAGCCCGUUACGAGUUUGAAAGGGUAUCCCAUCGAAAUUACGAGUCCAAUAGAUAUUGUCCCGCAAUUGCUUCCGUGUCUCCAACACACCGUAACGGCAAUAACCAUCUACAAUGGCGUCGCGGGUAUCUUCAAAAUGUUUGGCAUUCCUAAAGUUCCGAGUGGGGCUAAAGAUGCACUUGAAAAGACGGCCGAUUUCCUUUCGGAAAGUAGCUCGGUGGAGAAAUGGAAAGUUGUACACAAUGCGACAAAAGAUGUCGGCAGUACCUACAGAUUUGUUCGAGGUGCGAGUCUUUGUGAGCUUGAAAAGUUUUUUGAAAAUAACGACAGUGACAAGAACUAUAGAGGCCUCCACCGGAUUUUAGACUACGAUGGGUACGCUUGUUGGACUGCUGUCGAGGGUGCAAAACGAGAUCCUUUUCUCAAACGCAGGCAAUCAAUGCGCAGGGCGGCGGAGAAUCGAGAAUUGGAGUUAUUGCUCAAGCUGAAAAAAGAAGGGGGUUCUGAUGCAGUCCGACAAUCAAGCCACCAGGAUGCAGCUGAAAGCCCACCGGACAACACGAAAACGCCGGAAACGAGAAUCACAGAAGUGAGAAACAAGAAGAAAAGUCCGGAAGACGAAAUCGAUAGAUCGGAGACAGAACAAAAUUGCGUUUGUUGUAGGUUAUCGUAAAGGAAACAAAGUGCGAUCCGAUCUUUGAUUAAUGGAGAAAAGAGUCAAAGAAGGAAGACAGAAGAUUUUUGCAUUCGAAGUCCUGAUUUUCAACUUUCAUCCAGAAGCUCCUAGUGAACAAUUUUUCGUUGUCUCUUAUUAGUAGUUUCGGAUGGAGUCAAUUUUAGAGAUCGGAACUCCACCGAUAGCAUAGUACUCCGAAUUUUUCAAACGCUAGUACGUGAAAAAAUCAUAGUUUAUGGC
Messenger RNA from Pseudo-nitzschia multistriata, 4617 nucleotides. Lineage: Eukaryota; Bacillariophyta; Bacillariophyceae; Bacillariales; Bacillariaceae. The record is from the annotation of a GenBank genome assembly.